Molecule: messenger RNA, 1268 nt
Organism: Spea bombifrons (plains spadefoot toad)
Lineage: Eukaryota; Metazoa; Chordata; Amphibia; Anura; Pelobatidae
Product: testicular acid phosphatase homolog
Exons: 11
Coding region: 84-1268 (394 amino acids)
Biological process (GO): negative regulation of ERBB4 signaling pathway; lysosome organization; peptidyl-tyrosine dephosphorylation involved in inactivation of protein kinase activity
Cellular component (GO): lysosome; postsynaptic membrane
Molecular function (GO): receptor tyrosine kinase binding; acid phosphatase activity; protein tyrosine phosphatase activity
Source: RefSeq, a predicted model, not a curated record
AGAACACAACUAUUACAUUUUGAUAUGAACGGGAAAUCGACAGUUCGAGGGUUUCAAUCAAUAAGUGGACCAACGCGUUAAUAAUGACGAGGCGGACUUGUGAUGAAGCCACCGGUUUGCACAUUCGGAUCUUCCGACAUGGAGACAGGGCUCCCCUCGAUACGUACCCAACAGAUCCUUACAAGGAAACAAUUUGGGAAAGUGGAUUGCAACAGUUAACGAAGGAGGGCGUGAGGCAGCAGCAUGCUUUGGGACAAUAUCUGAGGAAGAGAUACGAACAUUUCUUGAGCCCGACCUACAGCAGACGCGAGAUAUAUGUGCGUAGCACGGACUAUGACCGGACCCUAAUGAGUGCUCAGGCAAAUCUGGCAGGACUCUUUCCUCCUCAAAGUUCUCAGCUAUGGAAUCCAGACCUGCGAUGGCAACCAAUCCCCGUUCAUACGGUGCCCGUCGCCCAAGAUCGGCUCUUGAAAUUCCCUUCGAAAGAUUGUCCCCGAUACUAUGAGCUGAUGAAGGAGACCUUACAACAACCCGAUUACCAGAACCAGAUAAGGAGCUGGAAGGAGUUCACGGAGCGUCUAGCAAAUUACACCGGAUACAACACAGAGCACACGAGCACCCACCGGGUCUGGAAGGUCUACGAUACACUUUUCUGCCAGAAAUCCCACAACUAUACCUUACCCCCGUGGGCCACUCUGGACGUGCUUCAAACGCUGGAAGAAAUCACUGCUUUUGAUAUUAAAUCCCACGUGGAGCUCCACAGAUCCAAUGAAAAGGCUCGACUUACGGGGGGGAUCCUGGUGGAUGCGAUAAUCAGGAACUUCUCAGACGCGAUCAAGAAAUCAUCUCCUCUAAAGAUGGUGAUGUACUCAGCGCAUGACAGCACCCUCAUAGCCUUACAAGCUGCCCUGAAGGUAUAUAAUGGGAUCCAUCCACCGUACGCAUCUUGUCACAUCUUUGAGUUUCACGCGGAGAGCGAUGGCACCCACAGCGUCCGCAUGUACUACAGGAAUGACUCCAGCAGAGAACCUUAUGAGCUGGUGCUGCCAGGCUGUGCCUCUCCCUGCCCAUUAAUGAGCUUCUCCCAGCUGACGGCACCGGUCAUCCCACAGGACUGGGUGACAGAAUGCGGGUCGGAGGACCGCGGCCAGAAAACAGAUGCCACCACGUUGGCUUUAGCCAUCACCGUUGCGAUUCUUGGACUUGCUCUGGGAACGCUGCUGAUUUGGACCUGGAGGUCACGUCCCAAACCAUGGCCCGGGCACUAG